AUGUGCAGCAUAACGCCGCCGAGCACACCGCCGCGCUCGCCGAGUCCAGUCGAAGCGACGCUCAUCGACGCCUUGCCCGAGUCCCCGACGGCGGCCGUCCCAGUCCGCUCCGAGGCGACACCAGAACCGGUGCGGCCGAUCCGCCGCUCGGUCGCGCUGCGAUUGCGAUACAAGGAGUGCAAUGGCGACCUCGCGGGCGGUUCAUUCGUAGAAUUAGCUAAGACGCUCGCGGACGGCCUCACGUUCUCGGACCGCGUGCAGUUUGCUCGAGUCGUCACGCAGCCGCUCCUUGUCGAGGCGGAGGCCAUCAUCGCCCGGCGUUCGUUCCCCCGCGGCGGCCCGCUCCGCCGGCGGCGCCGCGGCAAGACGUACCGCGACAUCACACGCGAGCUCUCGCCGAUCGUUCUCAGAGCGAACGGACAGCUCGUCGAGCACGGCCUCUUCCUGCGCCUCACGAUCGUGCAGGUCCACGGCUGGUUGAACGCGUUUUUAACCACGCGGCCGGCGCUAGAUGCUGUGUGGAAAUAAAAAUUUCGGGCGCCCCACGCUAUCGACGCGAUGUUGUCUCCGACGACGUUUUUCCACACAGGCUAGAUGUCACCGUCGAAGACCUCGCGGCGCUCGCAACGCGGAGCGGUGGCGCCGCGACCGUCUGCGUCGCGCCCGCUACAGGUGACGACGCUCCCGUCGCGGCGGCGGCGGCGCUCGACGACUCGCUGUGCAGCGGCAUCGUCGUCGCGGUGCCGGCGGCUCCGGCUGUAUCUGCGCUCGCCGGUCGCGCGCCCGAGUCCUCGCCGUGGUUUGUCCGCCGCCGCGGCGUCGUCGUCACCGUACCCGCGGGGGCCGUGGCCGGCUCUAGAGCCAUCGUCUCGCUUCCCGACGACGGCUCGGCGCGGCACGCGACGGUGACUAUCGCGUUCCCCCCUGGCCUUUCUACUGGGCAGGAGCUGACGGUGGCGUUGGAGGUUUAAUGCUAGUACUC
Pelagomonas calceolata is the source of this 982-nucleotide messenger RNA. The record is from the annotation of a GenBank genome assembly. NCBI's taxonomy places the organism in Eukaryota, Pelagophyceae, Pelagomonadales, Pelagomonadaceae.